Olea europaea var. sylvestris is the source of this 1541-nucleotide messenger RNA. Its product is annotated as ADP,ATP carrier protein 1, mitochondrial-like. Gene Ontology annotation, molecular function: ATP:ADP antiporter activity. Bases 154 to 1311 code for a protein of 385 amino acids. Lineage: Eukaryota; Viridiplantae; Streptophyta; Magnoliopsida; Lamiales; Oleaceae. The transcript has 4 exons. Gene Ontology annotation, cellular component: mitochondrial inner membrane. The record is from RefSeq and is a predicted model, not a curated record. Gene Ontology annotation, biological process: mitochondrial ADP transmembrane transport; mitochondrial ATP transmembrane transport.
AAUUCUAUCACUCUAUACAUAAAAUCACACCCCACCCCCACACACAAUUUAUAUAAUUGUAUGUGUAACACUUAUAUCGUUAUAGUUUAAUGCGAUCAGCCCUGAUUUAGUUAAUAAUAACGGUGAUCCUGAUCACCACUUUGAUUUGCUAACAUGGCAGACGGUUCACAGCAUCCGUCUGUAUAUCAAAAGAUACAAAGAGAAUCUUACCUCUUCUCUCAAAUUUCUCCACACAUGCACUCAAGGAAUGCUGGUUUACCCAAUUUGUCUGGUAGAUAUGUCAACGGAGGUCUGCAAAGCCAUUUCUUUCCAUCAUACCUAGGAUCUGGGCUGGAAACCGUAUCGCCGAUAUUUCCUUUUAUGAUUCCUGCUCCAAUUGAAAAGGAUAAAGGCUUUUCCAGUUUUAUGGUGGAUUUCCUCAUGGGAGGGGUUUCUGCUGCUGUCUCUAAGACAGCUGCUGCCCCAAUAGAGAGAGUUAAGCUCUUGAUUCAGAACCAGGAUGAAAUGAUCAAAUCAGGUCGGUUGUCUGAACCAUACAAAGGGAUUGGGGAUUGCUUUGCCCGAACAAUGAAGGAUGAAGGAAUGAUUGCUCUCUGGAGAGGCAACACUGCAAAUGUUAUCAGAUACUUUCCCACCCAGGCUUUAAACUUUGCUUUCAAAGACUACUUCAAGAGGCUUUUUAACUUCAAGAAAGACAGGGAUGGCUACUGGAAGUGGUUUGCAGGAAACUUGGCAUCCGGUGGUGCUGCUGGUGCAUCGUCUCUUCUGUUUGUCUACUCCCUUGAUUAUGCUAGAACACGGUUGGCAAAUGAUGCUAAGGCUGCUAAAAAGGGUGGUGAAAGACAAUUUAAUGGUUUGAUUGAUGUUUACAAGAAAACACUCAAAUCUGAUGGUCUUCCUGGGCUUUACCGUGGAUUUAGUGUCUCAUGUGUUGGAAUUAUUGUCUACCGUGGGCUCUACUUUGGAUUGUAUGACUCGUUGAAACCUGUAGUUCUGGUUGGUUCAUUGCAGGAUAAUUUCUUUGCUAGUUUCUUGCUGGGAUGGGGUAUCACCAUUGGUGCCGGGUUGGCCUCUUACCCAAUUGAUACCGUGCGUAGAAGAAUGAUGAUGACCUCAGGAGAGGCCGUCAAAUAUAAGAGCUCAAUGGAUGCGUUUUCCCAGAUCAUCAAGAAGGAAGGGACUAAAUCACUCUUCAAGGGUGCUGGAGCCAACAUACUGCGUGCUGUUGCUGGGGCUGGUGUACUUGCUGGUUACGACAAAUUACAGGUUCUUAUGUUUGGCAAGAAAUACGGCUCUGGUGGUGGUGGUUAAUUAUCUUGUUUCUGAUGAUGACGAAACACAUAUGUUGAAUAGUUACGGGUGCCUUUGGCAUGUUAUCGUAGCUGCAAAUCCAAUAUCAGUUUACUAGACGCAUGCUUUAAUAUUGGGAAAUUUGAUUGCUGUUAUGUGAGGAUUAUGUUUUAAGGCUAUAAAACUUUGUGGACUUCAUUGAACGAAUAAUUGGUAGAUAUUUGUAUAUUAUGUUGUGAUUGGUAUAUUAA